AAAUGUUUGCGUUACUUUAACCGGUUGAUUUUUGUACAUUAUGGCUAAAUGUUAAGAUGAGCGUUGGUAAAAGAAAAUUCACCCAGCACAUAAUCCCAAACCCUCAAACUUUCAAAUACAAAGAUGGUUCAUCGGUGGGAAAUAGCGAACUCCCUGAGCCAAUGUGGUGUUCGUCUGUUCCUAUGCCGAUCGACUACGAAGAAUAUGUUACAAAAAAUAAGGCACUAAUAGUCAAUGAUCCAUUUCGGGAAACAUUACUUUUUCCUCAAGACGAUUUGAAGGUAAUUAAAAUUCCUCAUUCCCGUCGAUCGUUGGGAAGUGCUGUUCCACAAGCUGCACUUAAGCCUGAUUUAUUUGUUUCCAAUUCAUUAGCACGUCAUGCUGUAUCAUUUUUUGCCACAACAGAAUGGUGUUAUAUUCAACAACUGUCUUCCGUUUAUCGUGGAAAUUUUCUAAUGCUUCCAUUUAAAAAUGAUAUCAAUGAAUUAGCUGGAACAUUAUCUGAAUAUUGGUUUUCAAUUGAUCAUUCAAUUUUAUCUGAUCAAGAUAAUAUCAACCAUCUUUUAGCUUCUAAUCAUAUAUCAACUAAUAUGGGGCAAAAAUUACGAUCAACUAGUGGAUUUCAAGUACGUAGUCGUCGAUCAGCUACAACUGGUCUAGUUAGAACUGGUCAAACUGUAUCUGAA
This is a messenger RNA of Schistosoma turkestanicum, 686 nucleotides long. The record is from the annotation of a GenBank genome assembly. Lineage: Eukaryota; Metazoa; Platyhelminthes; Trematoda; Strigeidida; Schistosomatidae.